AUGCAGGAGGAGUGUAGUUCCACAAGCGACGAUGAAGAGGUGCUCUUCACUAAGGACAUGGUCCGCAGAUUGAGGAAGUCGGCAGCACAGCAUUCCUCUUCGCGACCAACGUCAUCGCUUAGUGACACAAGUGGUGUGAGCACAAUGAGUGCAGCGUCAGGACAAAAGACGAAAAGUGAGGUUGAAGGCACUGGCACCGAUGUGCCACUUUCUGCCGAUUCACCAAUGAAAGAACGGCGAACGGAUGAUGAACUGAUAGUGACGCCGAGGUAUCUCUAG
Messenger RNA from Haemonchus placei, 279 nucleotides. NCBI's taxonomy places the organism in Eukaryota, Metazoa, Nematoda, Chromadorea, Rhabditida, Trichostrongylidae. The record is from the annotation of a GenBank genome assembly.